AUGGGUGAAAUCGGCUCUGAUAGUGCAGCAAUUAAAAGAAUAAAGAAGGAGUAUGCACUACUUGAAAGCGACAAAGGCGACCAGAGAAAGAAGGAUUCGACAUCAAAGUACAUCAGGAUUGUUCCCUUUGUUUCUGGAGACUUGUUUACGUGGGAGGCAUACCUAACAGCGCCCGAGGAAAGCGUCUAUAAGGGAGGAAUUUUCAAACUCCUUAUAACAUUUUCUAACGAGUAUCCUUUCAAGCCUCCUAAGAUAACAUUCCAGACGCCCAUCUACCAUCCAAAUAUAAAUUCUUCUGGAAUGAUUUGUAUAGACAUCCUUGGGAAGGAAUGGUCUCCAGCGCUUACGCUGAAUAGCGUCUUGCUGUCUCUUCUCACCCUUCUCGACGAUCCAAAUGCAGAUGAUCCCUUGAGGCCGGAAGUUGCAGAUAUAUAUAAGACGAAUAAGGAGGAGUACAGAUUGAGGUGCCAGGAAUCUGCCAGAAAAGCCAUGGAGAACAAAAAAUAA
Molecule: messenger RNA, 507 nt
Organism: Encephalitozoon cuniculi GB-M1
Lineage: Eukaryota; Fungi; Microsporidia; Unikaryonidae
Product: E2 ubiquitin-conjugating protein
Exons: 1
Coding region: 1-507 (168 amino acids)
Biological process (GO): protein polyubiquitination
Cellular component (GO): nucleus
Molecular function (GO): ubiquitin conjugating enzyme activity
Source: RefSeq, marked provisional